This is a messenger RNA of Xylona heveae TC161, 2030 nucleotides long. Its product is annotated as mitochondrial carrier. The record is from RefSeq and is a predicted model, not a curated record. NCBI's taxonomy places the organism in Eukaryota, Fungi, Ascomycota, Xylonomycetes, Xylonales, Xylonaceae. Bases 88 to 1557 code for a protein of 489 amino acids. The transcript is spliced from 3 exons.
CGAAAUCACCGAAUUUCACCUACUUUCUCGCCACAACUCUUCAACAUUUGGUCGAAGCAGAUAAUUUAACACUCUGCUGCUAUCGCCAUGGCUUCUUCUUCACAAAGAGAAGGCCCCAAUCCUCUACGGCCAUAUUACAUUCCUCCAUCGCUGGGACUGCCACCGGGAGCUUCAAUCUCACAAUCACCUUCUGGGAAUAUUCCAGGAAAGAAUGGCGCCGCAGCUCCACCAGCCAGCUUUGGCACUUCUGCACGAGACAUUCUCUCCGACCUUGACUACUCAGAGUAUCUUUCCGACUCGUCGCCGUCCGCUGGUGAGAUGGCACGGGACAUCUUAGAUCAAGCUUUAUGGAAAUACACGAGCAUCCUUCUCGCACAACCUUUUGAUGUCGCAAAGACGGUGCUUCAAUGUCACCUUGCAUCAUCAGGAGCAAGACCAUUAGUUUCUGGACGUGGAUUUUCAAAAAGCGAUGCGGAGGACAUUGGGCUCAUGCCAGACUCAGGUGCAGAAGCAUCUGAUGCAGAGGAAGACAGCGACGAGGAACCUUCUUAUUUCAGCUCUACCACACCAGACACAUUACAAACAUCUUCAUCUCGCCGCCGAAGACAUGUUACCGACCGAGCGGGCUAUGUCAUUCCGCCCGCCUCUCAACGACUCCCCCACAAGCUCGAAUUACGACGCACAGAUGCCCUCCUCGAAGUGAUUUCUCAGCUGUGGUCAAAGGAAGGCGCAUGGGGUGUCUGGAAGGGUACAAAUGCGACGUUCAUCUACAGCGUGCUCGUCAGGACCAUUGAAAGUUGGACGCGCAGCCUUCUCUCCGCUUUAUUCAACGUCCCAGACCCAGGUCUGCUUUUCGGAGCCGACGUAGGUGGUCUGGACGUGCUCGAUAGUCCAUAUCCGCUUGCUUCCCUCGGUGUAGCCAUUGCAGCAGCCGGCCUAGCUGGCGUGAUACUGGCACCUCUUGAUAUCGUGCGCACGAGAUUGAUUCUCACCCCCACAACACAUGCUCCUCGAGCACUUCUUCCCUCUCUGCGCUCUCUACCGUCGCUUUCCUGCCCACCCAAUCUCCUUCCCAUUACUCUCCUCACAUCCACCAUCCCCACCUUCAUCACGACAUCCGCCCCGCUCUUCCUCCGCUCCAGAAUGGGCAUCGACCCCAUCCUUACUCCCACAACAUACGGAGUCGCUACAUUCUUCACUUCCGCCGUCGAGCUCUUUGUGCGACUACCCCUCGAGACCGUCCUGCGGCGCGGCCAAAUGUCCGUACCUCUGGGCGGCAAGCGGCCUGCCGCCAGUGAAGCAGUCGUCGACGUUGGCCCCUACCGCGGCGUCAUUGGCACCAUGUGGUCCAUCGUCAAAGAGGAGGGAGGUGCCCCGCAGGAAAUCGUCCCCGGUCCUGCCGGCGGCCCUGCUAUCCGCCGUGACCGAGCCGGCCAACGUCGCGGCCAGGGCGUCGAAGGUCUCUGGCGCGGCUGGAGAGUAGGCAUGUGGGGUCUUGUCGGUGUCUGGGGCGCUGCGGCCCUUGGAAGCGUGGGUGCGCGCGCCGACGAAUUUUAAGAGUACUGUGUUAGCCUCUCAAUUUCUUCUCUCUCUCUGUGGUGUCUUGGUAUCAACACAAUUUCUCCCACAAUUCUCUCUUUUUUAACCCCCUUUCCCCACUCUUUCAUCCCUCACAUUUUUCACCUCUCGCACUUCCCUUUCCGCUCGACUCCUCGCUCUUCUCUUUUUAUCCCAUCCGAAAAUCAUAGCAUCUACUCGUAUUCCUUUCCCCUCCUUUUUUUGCGUUUCCUUGUCUCAUCACGCACGCUAUACCUAAUUGUGCACACGGCGUAAUUGAAUUUCCGGAGGGCGUUUCACCGGCGUUUGUUGUUUUUUCCCUCAAUUUAUUUCUUUUCCCUCAAUCUAUAAGUUAUCUUUUACUUAAAGUACCUGUGACUUGUUACUUGUUACUUGUUACUUGUUCUAUAUUAUGACUCUCUCCAACCAAUGUAUAAUUGUAUAUCAUAACCAUGACACAUCUCUGAACCUCU